This is a messenger RNA of Octopus sinensis (East Asian common octopus), 2965 nucleotides long. RefSeq names its product PP2C-like domain-containing protein CG9801. The record is from RefSeq and is a predicted model, not a curated record. Bases 662 to 2308 code for a protein of 548 amino acids. Lineage: Eukaryota; Metazoa; Mollusca; Cephalopoda; Octopoda; Octopodidae. The transcript has 6 exons.
ACAGUGUUGAAAGAGAAAAAUGAGAGAAGGAAUGAGGGAAAAAGACUGCUGACAUUGACAGUGAGCCACUACUACACCUUUCAGAAUAUUGUAAUAAUAAUAACAACAGUAAUACACUCACGUAUUCCUUCCAUCUCUCUCUCUCUCUCACCCGUCCAGUCAUCCUUUCUCUCUCAUUCAAUCACUAUUUCUCCUUCUCUCUAUUCUAUUUCUCUCACAUUGUUCUCGCUCUCUCUCUCCUCUUUCUUUUCCACUAUCGCUCAUUUCAAACAUCGCUGUAUUAUCGCCAACAACAAACCAUUAUUAUCAGUUAUACUGAUAAACUUGUGAUUAUUAAUUCCCAUGUAACUGCCUAAACAAACCCUCAUUUUCCCUUCUUUCGUGACAUACAAGGUGUAUAUAUUUAUAUAUAUACACACACAAAUACAUUUAUAUAUGUAUAUACCUAUUUAUACAUCAUCACUUAUCCAUGUGCAUUCGUUAAAAGGGUGCCUCGGGCCACCCUUUUAACUGAGUUCGUAAGCUCAUUCAAAUGACAAAGCGCUUCGUUCGAAAGGAUUUAUUUAAGCAGGCAUAUUUAAAAACCAAUCUGGGAAGCCGGAAAGCUGGAAACCCCUCAGUUUAAGGUGUGUUUCCUUAUCUUCGACCACAGCGAUUUGUUAUGGAAAAUAGAGUGAAUUACGAAUAUCUUCUUGGGCAAUACAGUACAAAAUUUGACACUGAAAUCUGGCAUGGCCGUACACACACUGAGGUUCCUUUGGUGCGACUGGCUGAGUUUUCCGAGGAAUUAUUUGCAAGUUAUUCUGGACCCGACUUAGGACUAGCAUGUGAGGAAGUUAAAAAUUGCAAUGACAACUUCCACAAAGUCGCCGGGGCACAGUCAUGGAACAAAAAAGACCAAAGAGCUUACGGUUUGUGCAUCUCGUUAUACGACCAACACCCGAUUUAUGGGAAGAUGUCUGGUGAUCCAAUUGCCGAUGCUUUUGCAAUUUGUUGCCGAAAAAAUAAUGCCAUUAUGCUCAUCGCCGACGGUGUGAAUUGGGGUGAGAAGUCUCGCCUGGCUGCCCGCUGUGCCCUAUAUGGCAGCAUGGAGUAUAUUAAUCGUAAGCUGUUUCAAGAAAAAACCCAGCCAGCUAGUACACAGGAAGCAUUGGAAAUAUUACGUACAUCUAUGGAUGCUGCUCACAGAACCAUCUUAAAGAAAGAAGGGGGCUUGACGACAUUAUGCGUCUGCCUCAUUUGUCCAGUCUACAAUUCUGCUGAUUUUGCUGUAUGUUGUGUUAAUGUUGGAGACAGUUUUGCCUACGUUUUCAGCAAAAACAAUGGAAUUCGAGAAAUCACAGUUGGUUCUCAUGAUGUAGCAUCUGAACGUGAUAUCCGUGAUGCUGGGGGAGCAAUUGGUCCUGUUGAUGGAGAAAACCCGGAAUUACAAAAUCUCACCUGCUCUUUGACUUUUGUGAAUAAAGGUGAUGUGGUUUUCCUCACAACUGACGGGAUCUCAGACAACUUUGACCCUGUUGUCACCAAAGUUGCAAUUCCACGGAAGAACACUGAUAACAACUCUAAUGAUGCUCUGCCAACGACCCCUGAUACUUUUGAAGAUAAACCUAUGAUGGAACCACAAGAACGACAUAUCUAUGCACUAAAAGAAAUGGAACGAAUAAUUCAUGAACAUGAACUAUUAACUGAAGAGACAUGUUCUGCCCAGGAACUCUGUGGAGCCCUUGUGCAGCAUGUAUUAACUUUGACUGAUUCCAAAAGAAAAAUUCUUGAAAAUCCAGAGUUAUAUAGAAAGAAAAAAAUGACUUCGAAGGAGCGUAAGCGUAGAGACUCACAAAUUGUUGAACAGAUGUCUAAGGCUCCUGGCAAACUUGACCAUGCUUCAAUUGUUGCCUAUGAAGUGGGCAUUUGUGGUGAAGAUGAGGAGGAAGAGGAAAUUGUGCUCAUUAAGGAGAGCAAUUCCGUUAAGGUCAGUACUCCAAACAUUGACUGUUCCGAAUCUUCAUCAUCUUCCAAUCAUGAGAAAGAUCUUUUUCAUCCAAACUCCAUUUCCAUCCCAGUUUUUAAAAAAUCUAACCCUAAAAAAUUCUUCUCCAAACUUCGCAAUUCUGCUGCCACUCCCACAUCCCCUGUUUCCCCACUCACAUUCUCAUUGCCGUUUCUUCAUAAGAAAAACUCUUCCAAACAUUUUCACUCUGUAGAGGAAUCUGAAGCCAAAACACCAGUCUCUCCUACUUCUCCAAAUCUACCGUACCCCAACAACCAGCCUUUCUACUAUCAAACGUUCUCUUACGAAUCAGCCGUAUGAUCUAACAAGCCUUUCUAAUUCCUCUUAAUUUCUGCUGCUGCUGCUGCUGCCCUUUACUUCCUCAUCUUUUCUUUAACUGCAACUUUUAACUUUAUUAACUGCUAGACUAUUUGGUUGCGAGAAGCAGAGCUUACAUGUGCAGUCAGGGAAUGCAGUGUGUGUUUGUUUACUUGUGCUGUGUACAUAAUCAUGGAUAAGAUAAUAUAAACAGGAGUGCAUGUGUGUUUUGUUUAUUUUCCAAAAGAAAUACACCAAACUAAAGUGAAAUAAUGGCCUUUUUUUUUUGUUUUGAGAAGGAAAAUAAAAUGAAAUAACAACAAUAUAAACAAAACCAAAACAGCAACAACAAAAUUCUUUAAACUAUUCUUGCCAAAUUUAUGUUUGACUGUUUCUAGCCAUAAGAUAAAGGUAAGUUUUGACAUAUGUUUGUCAUCUGGAGUUGAAUUUAGAAUAAAACAAUAAUACGCAUACACUGAAACAAUUUUCAUGUUGACCUCUCUGCAGUCCUACUUUUAAAUUUCAAAUUAUUUUUCAAUUGAAAUUAAUAGAACUAUAUUUCUUAUAAGAAGUACAUUUUAAACAUUUUAAAGUGAUCGUAAUUUUAAAAAAUAAACUAAAUAUUUUAGUUCUAAACUAACCUGAGCUUAAAGAAAAAAC